AUGCGUAUGGUUGUCUGCUUUUUCAAGCGCAAUCACAUCUUUCCAACGGAAUUUCAGCACCGCAUGCGAGUGAAGAAUUGGAUUUUUUGUAUCCAGCAGGGCGAGGUUUUAUAUCCCCCCGUCCCCGGGCGCCAAGUCUGUAGCAUCUACACCUGUGCUGCGCAGACAUGGCAUUGA
Messenger RNA from Plenodomus lingam JN3, 177 nucleotides. Lineage: Eukaryota; Fungi; Ascomycota; Dothideomycetes; Pleosporales; Leptosphaeriaceae. The record is from RefSeq and is a predicted model, not a curated record.